AUGGUCGUGCACAAGAGAAUGGUGCAUAAAGGACUGGUGUAUACCGGCAGAAACUACACCCUCAGUAAGAGACGCAGUGACUGUUUUGCAAAGCUCAGCGAUGGUGUUUAUGGUGAAAUUCAGAAUAUCAUAUCCCUUCCUUCAGAAGAAGAUAUUUCCAGGCUUCUGGUUAAGUUCCCUGAGCUGAACCACUCUAUGAAAGUGAGUGUGUCCAUGGACAGGGAGACUCCUCAGAUCAAAGGAUAUCGGCGUUUCAAUGUCCUUGGGACCAGAAGCAAGGCUUUGAACAUGGCAGAGAGCCAGAAUGGAGGCAUGGUAGCAGACUUCAGGCAUCUUACUCUGAAGGAGCAGAAGUCUGGAGGUGGCGGCAAAGGAGUCAGUGAUAUUUCCCUCAGUGUUACAGAAGAGCUGCACAUCAUCUACUUCGACACGGUCUUUGAGAUGAAAGGCGUGUCAGUUGAGUUGCAGGCCUCCUCACUCCCGGUGGUCAUCAUCUCUAACUCCAGCCAGCAGCAGAGUGCCUGGGCAUCUGUCCUCUGGUUCAACCUGCUCAGUGUGGACACAACGGAUGUCAUGUUCUUCGCCAACUCUCCUGCAGCCACUUGGCCGCAGUUUGGAGAAAUGUUGAGCUGGCAGUUUCUCUCUGCCACUAAACGAGGUCUGAGUGAGGAUCAGCUGGAAAUGAUCGCACAGAGACUUUUUGGAGAGCAGCAGAAGUAUGACACAUGCAAAGUCGCUUGGUCAAAAUUUAGCAAGGAAAAUACUCCAGACACUUUCUGGGUGUGGAUUGAUGGCAUCUUGGUGUUGGUGAAAACGUACCUUGAAGACCUGUGGAGGGAUGGCCUCAUCAUGGGCUUUGUGAACAAAGGCAAAGAGAAGUCCCUCCUGAAGAAGAAACAGAGAGGCACGUUCUUGUUGCGGUUCAGUGAAAGUGUCAUUGGGGGAAUCACCUUCUCCUGGGUGGAAAUCACCACAACUGGUGCGCCUGAAGUGAAGACAGUCCGGCCCUUCACCAAGGUCGACCUCUGCCAAAUUCCUUUCCAUGAAAUCAUCAGGGACUACCAGAUCUUAGAGGCUGAAAAUAUCCCAGAAAAUCCUCUUCUCUACCUAUAUCCCAACACGCUUAAAGACGAGGCUUUCGGAAAAUACUACUCUGAGAAGACAGGAAGUAACAGAAAGUACAUCAGAACCAAGCUGAUGUUUGUUUCAAAGGAAACCAAACCGAAGUCCUCCCUCACCUCUGGAGACGUAUCACCUUGACCCCAUGCUGUCUGAAUCCUUUGCUGCCACAGACGAUGACUUACUGAGGUUUCUCAACAGCCCCAACGUCUUUGUUGGUUCUUGUUCUGACAUCUUGCAAGAUGAGGCGGGGCUGCUAGAUUGCGGUUUUACGGGAUAUAAUGGCUUGCCACAACAAUCCUGUGGAAGCAUUUUCCAAUAAGUGUCUGUAAGAUUUGUCCUUUUUCAAUGUGCAUUUGUUUGCAGCUGUGCACUUUUAAAUGAUUAGAACGUUAUAAUUCUCUAUUAUCAUGUUUUAUUAUUAUUGAUAAUGAGACUAUUUGAAGACACAAAAGAGAGAUAAUUGAAUUAGCUGGACUAAUAUCCACUCCAUUAGUGUCCCAGGCACCUGUAUUAGACACCUCAACUAUCAUGCAUCUGUUACUUCAAGAAAUUCUAUACAACUGACCAUGUAAGCAAAGUACAUUGUUCAGACUGCACAUCGCUUAUUGUUUCAAUGUCCCUUUGUGGUUACUUUACUGUUGCCACCUGCAGCUUGUGAUGCAUUGAUCUGACACAUAGUACUUCCUCCCUUUAAGUUCUAUGCUUUCAUGUUAACCUGCUCAUUCAAAUCCAAAUUCAUGUGUAUCGCCAAUAAAAGGGAAAUGAUUAAUUUCA
Molecule: messenger RNA, 1896 nt
Organism: Pseudoliparis swirei
Lineage: Eukaryota; Metazoa; Chordata; Actinopteri; Perciformes; Liparidae
Gene: stat2
Product: signal transducer and activator of transcription 2
Exons: 14
Coding region: 1-1260 (419 amino acids)
Biological process (GO): response to peptide hormone; type I interferon-mediated signaling pathway; regulation of cell population proliferation
Molecular function (GO): DNA-binding transcription factor activity, RNA polymerase II-specific; RNA polymerase II cis-regulatory region sequence-specific DNA binding
Source: RefSeq, a predicted model, not a curated record